Molecule: messenger RNA, 489 nt
Organism: Galeopterus variegatus (Sunda flying lemur)
Lineage: Eukaryota; Metazoa; Chordata; Mammalia; Dermoptera; Cynocephalidae
Product: mitochondrial Rho GTPase 1-like
Exons: 6
Biological process (GO): regulation of mitochondrion organization; mitochondrion transport along microtubule; small GTPase-mediated signal transduction
Cellular component (GO): mitochondrial outer membrane
Molecular function (GO): GTP binding; GTPase activity
Source: RefSeq, a predicted model, not a curated record
GGGAAACAGCCGAGGAGGCGGCGCGGCGACCCGGGCGGUCAAGGAGGCUGGCAGGUGGCGCCGGCAGCUUGGGUAGAGCGGAGCCGAGGGGUGGACGCUCCCGGCUGGAGGGGCCCACUCCAUGCAUGCGGGCCAAGGUCGGCCCCCGCCGGCUGCCGACAUGAAGAAAGACGUGCGGAUCCUGCUGGUGGGAGAACCUAGAGUUGGGAAGACAUCACUGAUUAUGUCUCUGGUCAGUGAAGAAUUUCCAGAAGAGGUUCCUCCCCGUGCAGAAGAAAUCACCAUUCCAGCUGAUGUAACCCCUGAGAGAGUUCCAACACACAUUGUAGAUUACUCAGAAGCAGAGCAGAGUGAUGAACAACUUCAUCAAGAAAUAUCACAGGCUAAUGUCAUCUGCAUAGUUUAUGCUGUUAACAACAAGCAUUCUAUUGAUAAGGUAACGAGUCGAUGGAUUCCUCUCAUAAAUGAAAGAACAGACAAAGACAGCAG